Molecule: messenger RNA, 3682 nt
Organism: Gopherus evgoodei (Goodes thornscrub tortoise)
Lineage: Eukaryota; Metazoa; Chordata; Testudines; Testudinidae
Gene: CRB3
Product: crumbs cell polarity complex component 3
Exons: 4
Coding region: 673-1032 (119 amino acids)
Source: RefSeq, a predicted model, not a curated record
CUCCCUAUUAGCUGCACUUCCUCAGCAGCUCUUAGCCCAGAGCAAUCCCCCAGGGGCACGGAUUACCCUGGCCUCUUGGCUUGUCCAGGCGGAAAGCAUGGGCUUCGAGCCACAGCUCUCUGAUUUUCCCAGAGUGCGCACCACAUCUUAUUACGCCAAUUAUUUUCAGGCCAUCUCCUUCGGCCAGCUCCCGCCACCAAUCAGCCCAUGACUCCAGCCUCCGUCACCUACUGGCUACGGUAGUUUUCAACCUGCCCCUGCAGCCCAGAUCCUCACGGGGAUUUAGGCACCGAAUUCCCACAGCAGUUAAAUGUUUUCGAGGAUCUGGGCCUUCAUGCUGGUUCCCCUGCUACCCCUUGUGCUUGGGAGCUGCUCCCCAUAAACAACUGCCAAGCUACCACAUUGUCCGACAUCAGACGGCUCCUUAAAACUCCCCCGACCUGGGAUGCCUCCAGAAAUCCGGACAAAGGUCAGGCUGCGGGCAUGCUGAGACCACCGUGUGUCCGCUGACCGGUGGUGAAACCCUGGGGGCUGCCGCUUCCUUGUCAUCCCCAUCUCCAAGGGCCCCCCCACGCCCCCCAACGGGCUGAGGACGCUGGGAAGCAGGAGGCUGCGUUACGGUUGCACCAUCAGGAUUGUAGUCCCUCAAGGGAGAGGGGGCGUGACCGCCCCAUGUCCCCCCCUCCCUUCCCGACACCCAUGGCAGCGAUGGCGGGCUACAGUCACCCCUUGCUCCUGGCCGUGGCCCUGCAGUGCAUGUUACAGCCGGCCCUGGGCCAAGCCACGAAUGGGAGCACUGCGACACCCAGACCUGCAUCGGGGCUCACGGAGUCAGAGCGGCUGGCGGCUAUCAUUGUCCCCUCCCUAGUUGGGGGUCUCCUGCUUAUUGGACUCGUGAUCUUCGGGGUGCUCAAGGUGCGGGAGAGGCGGCAGACGGAGGGCACCUACCGGCCAAGCAACGAGGAGCAGGUGGGUGCUCGGGUGGUGACGAACGCUAACCUCCAACUGCCCCCCGAGGAGCGGCUGAUCUGACCUGGGGGGAGGGGGAGGUCACACACACCCCCUCCCCGGACUGGCAGACUCUGCACCGGCUGGACCCUGCAGUUCCAGAGCCAGCCGCACACCUGGAGCGGGGGCUCCUUGCUCUCUGCUGGCUGGAAGAAGCUGACGUCUUCGUCGUGGGGUGCAUCGGAUUUCCACCUGCGCCCUGCUGCUGCAGGGGAGUGGGGGGUGCUGCCCAGCCAGGGUCGGCCCAGGGCAGCUUGCCCACGAAACUGCUGGCCGUGUUGGUGCUGUGCGACAUCGCCUCCUGGUGGACCACUUUAUCCAUCCCCCAUCCACCCCUGUCUGCAUCUCACACAUCCUGUAAUCUCCCCUACCUCGGUCGGCGUCUGUCUGUCCCAGGGCCGGCUGCAGGGGGGUUGUGCUUGAAGCUGCCCGGGUCACCAAGCCGGCCUCAGUUUGCAUUGCAGGCUGCAGAUGGGGAGUGACUGUGUGUUGGCACCAGGGCUGGUGAAAGCGAGGCUGGCGCAGCAGCGAAAGAAGGGGAAGCUAGAAACUCCUGCCUGAGCUGCAGGGGAAGGUUUUGGCUUUAAAAAAAUCUGCUGAAGGGAAACAGCCGUGUCUAUGCAUUGUUUAAAAAACCGAUCCCCUGGGUUAGUUAAUACACAUCAGCCCGAGGUGCAGACGGAAGGUAGGGGAAGACAGGUUUAAGUCCCUUCAUUGUCGUGCCUCAGUUUCCCUAUCUAUCACUCCCCCUCCCCCUGGUGCUCUACAAAACCUGCAGCCUUCUUGGGUGUGCGUGGAAGGUGCCACAUCACUGUCUAGUGGCUGGUGAAUGCAGAGGAUAAUAGCCUUCUGCGGCUGUCAGCUGAUGGAGCUGCUCCUUGGGCUGGGCUUACUGGACUCAAACCUGGGCGGCCGCUGGGGUCAUUUCUCAUGGUAGGGGGAGCAGUGAAAUACACUAAUAACUCAAAAAACAACUGGGCAGCCUUUUUUGCUGUCCUGUCCCUGGGGAAUGAACCAAACUGCACCCAACUUAACGAUCCAAAUCUUUGUCCUCUGGCUGGGCCGUGAUUCAUCCCUCCCUUAAACCAAAACUUGUUGGAAUCUUCUCCCAUGUGCGGCAUCCCCCUGGAGCCGGUGUCGGUGGCCUUUUCACCCAAGCCGCCGUGUCCCACAGCACAACCCCACCCCAUUGCUGUCCCCCUGGCCUGCACCGGGGCUAAGAUUAUUUCCCUGCAUGGGGCAGCCUGUCCCCCCAUCAGUGAGGCUGGAGCAGGAGCAGCCGUCCUCUGCCUUAAGCUUCCAGACACAGCUGCAGUAGAAGCCGCGUGGGGGCGGAUUUCCUUGCCCCAUUAGUCACUUGUACCAGGAGCGGUUCCCGAGCCUUGGGCUUGGCUUGUGGAUCUUUAGCUUGGGCUGGCUCUGCCUUUAUGCCACCCGUGGCUCGUUGCUCUGAACAUCUCAGCCUCUUAACUUUUUGAUGUAGUGGCAGGGAGUUCCCCAUGCUUCCAAGGGAGGGAGAUGGGGGAGGGAAGCUGUUUGCCCAGCAGGCCAUCCAGCAUCAGGGGUUGCUAGGAACCCAGUUCCCCAGCCAGCUGCCAUCUUUACAGCCCCUGGUCGAUGCUUCCUCGCUGUAGGCUGCAUCUGAGAUCUGUCCCCCUGCCUGCCGCCAGCGCCUCCGUGGCAUGCUCAGUGCCUGGCUGAAAGCUUCCCCUGCUCCUCCAGCCGUCAGCUGAUGCCGCGUGUUCUCUGCCUCAGUCACCUCUUCUCUCCUUUCAGUCCUCCCGGGAAGACCCGAAAUUAACCGAGCUGUGAGAGCUGGGAGCAAACGUCACCAGAGCAUGGCCCUUGCGCUUUGAAAGUGCCGGAGUUGGGAUCUCCUGGCCCCAUGCCCGCCCACUGGUCAGUUCCGCACCCCACCCUCCCCGGGGGGUCACUGCCCAGGCUGCCUCUCACAACCUCCCUGUUCACCUAGCACCGGGAGGGGCUGGUUGCUGACGGGGGUUCAGGGGCCCUGUGAUCAUACAAUUAACUGCAGCAGGGCUGGGGUCCUGAUAUGGGACCAGCUAUUCACAGCUCAGGGUGGGCCCCUGGGUGCAGCUCUGCCCACAGCUCAGCCUGGGCCCCCUGGGUGCAGCUCCGCCCACAGCUCAGCCUGGGCCCCCUGGUGCAGCUCUUUCCCCACCGCCAGCCUUAGCCUGAAGCAGGGCUGGGAGCCAUGUAGGAUUUAGGCUGCCAUUGGAAUCGAUGGGAGUUAGGCACCUCCAGCCCUUUGAGGAGCUGGGCCUCGGACCCAGGGCAUUUUGGUGCCCACGGUGCUAAUUUUACCCCUUCUCUGCACCCAACUAUGCAGCAAUGUAACUGAAGCCGUGCCCCGACACUCGGCUAGAAAGGGAGGCUGGUCGUGCUAGGAAGGCUCUGCCUCAGACCUGCUGGGUGACCCUGGACAAGUCAUGUCACCUCUUGUGCCUCAGUUUCCCUAGGUGUAGGAACCCAGUCCUACAGGGCCAGCGAGGAGGCAGGGUUACCUGCUCCUCUGGGUGCUGGGAAGGUGGCUUUUUAAGCUGGAUUUACAAGAAGCUGUGUUUUCCCUCCUCUGUGCAAAUGCAACUUUUAUUUGUUUGUAAAUUAAACUAACUUUGGGAUCAAUUAAAAAAAAUGGGGACGGGGGCCCACG